AAUCCAACAUCAACACCGUGGAACAAUUUCGUUUGGAAACCCUAUACGAAUUCAACUGCUCAGUAUACUGUUCUCGACCUACCUCCAAGGCAAGCGAAGGGUAGCUUACAUUGGCCCGUUACGAAUUUCUGGAAUAAAGAGGCGAUUCUUCUCGAAGAGUAUACGAUUAAAGAGAAGGGCACUCUAGCGAACACUGACGAAUUAACAAGUGAAGAGCGAUUACAGACCACUCAAUAA
This is a messenger RNA of Anisakis simplex (herring worm), 237 nucleotides long. Lineage: Eukaryota; Metazoa; Nematoda; Chromadorea; Rhabditida; Anisakidae. The record is from the annotation of a GenBank genome assembly.